Molecule: messenger RNA, 2596 nt
Organism: Pelmatolapia mariae (spotted tilapia)
Lineage: Eukaryota; Metazoa; Chordata; Actinopteri; Cichliformes; Cichlidae
Gene: nqo1
Product: NAD(P)H dehydrogenase, quinone 1
Exons: 8
Coding region: 1445-2326 (293 amino acids)
Cellular component (GO): cytosol
Molecular function (GO): NAD(P)H dehydrogenase (quinone) activity
Source: RefSeq, a predicted model, not a curated record
GAUUUUUUUUUGUGCGCAACGCAGAUUCUCUUUGCGCAGAGACCGUGCCAGCAGUGCGCAAUUGCGCACGUGCGCAGCUUAGAGGGAACAUUGCAUCAUCACUUUUUCCUUCCUGUCUAUGCCUUAUCCAAUCAGGACUCAGAUGCAGGCUCGAGUGUCCGGGCAAGGUGAGAGCAGUGGGAGUAGCAGGAGAUCCGAUCCAGAGUUCCAAGAGAGUCCAGGAGGAGAACGAUGAGCAGGAGGCCAGGCAGGUCCCGGUCCUCGUUCUGGUCCCGGUCCCGGUCCCGGUCCUCGUUCUGGUCCCAGUCCUCGUUCUGGUCCCGGUCCUCGUUCUGGUCCCGGUCCCGGUCCUCGUUCUGGUCCUGGUCCCGGUCCUGGUCCCGGUGCCUGUCUGAUGGAAGUGACUUAAACUUGGUGCCUACUGCACCUUUAAGCAGUGAAUCUCGAUGGUUUUUGGGUUUCUUCGUUGAUUCCUACUUACCUCAGCCAAGGACGUUAUGGUUUUUGUAGCGUUUGAGCGUCUGUAAACACGAUAGGUGGAAAAGCUUUCAGGGGAUCCUGAUCAGACUUUGACCUCUGACCUUUGCCCUUUUAGAUCAAAGGGAUAAUAAUGCUAUUAGAAGCUGUUUCUCACUGCCGUGGUUCGUACUGACAGUUUACGAGCAUGAUGUUAGAUGUUAGCUGAGUAAGAAAGCCUCACCGUUGUCCCUCAGUAUCAGCUGAUUUCCCGCCUGCUCCCCUCACGCUGUGUCGCGUUGCUGCUCGCUGCAGGUUUCCUUCUUUCCUUUUUCUUUGUGUGAGGUCUUCCUGUUCUUGGUGUUCUUGUGGUUUCCUGGUUGGCGUUGGCUGUUUUCAUGUCCAGCCUGUUUUUGGACUUUAUCAUUAUAAUUUUUUGCUUCCACUUCAUCUUUUUUUUGUUGUUUUAUUUUUUGCUUGGCUGGCUGAUUAAAGUCCUGUGGACUGUGUGAGAUCAAAAUCAAAAUAAAAAAGGCCUCAUAUUUAAUUGUUUCCCCUCUUUCUUCAUCAUGUCACCAUUAUGUGAUUUUGUAAUCGUCUGUGACCUGUGUGAAAGUCCACUCUGCUGUCAGUCAUGAGAGUCUGUGUGCAGACAAACUGGAGACACUGACUGCACGGAUCAGGCUUUGCUCAAACUGACGCCUUCGUCCACUUUUCUUCCAACAAGGUGAAAUGAAGCGGGAUUAAAGCGUGCAUUAAACCACGUGACCCUGCAGGAUAAUCCUUUGAAAGUGACCCAAACAUUCUUUUCCACGCCAAAAGAAAACAAUGUUAUUGCUCCACCGCUGAGUCUACACAACACUCCUCCCUCUCAAAGCACUCCGCUGAACCGGCCCUGCACUCUGAUAGCAGUUUGUCCCCACGCCGCGGGCCUAUAAGAAGCCCCGAGAACCCGGUCUCCUGUGCCGACGGGUCCAGCAGACGCAGCAUGGCUCAGAAGACAGCUCUGAUCGUUUACGCCCACCAGAGUCCGGCUUCGUUCAACGCGGCGGCUCGAGACGUGGCGCUGCAGGAGCUGAAGCUGCAGGGAUACGAGGUCGCCGUGUCUGACCUGUACGCCAUGAACUUCAAAGCCAGUGCCACACGGGAUGACAUCAUCGGUGAUGUGAGGAACUCUGAGCAUUUCCGGUACGGAGAGGAGACCCUGCAUGCCGGGAUGGAGGGCCGUCUCAGCGAAGACAUCGUAGCUGAGCAGCGCAAAGUAACAGAGGCCGAGCUCAUCAUCUUCCAGUUUCCUUUGUACUGGUUCAGUUUUCCCGCCAUCAUGAAGGGCUGGAUAGACAGAGUGCUGUCACAGGGCUUCGCUUUCUCCCUGGAAAAGAUGUACGAUAACGGGAUAUUCAAGGAUAAAAAAGCCAUGUUGUCAUUCACGACCGGAGCAGCUCCGACGAUGUUUCAGCCUGACGGCAUCAACGGCGACAUCAACGUCACCCUGUGGCCUCUGCAGAACGGGAUUCUGCACUUCUGUGGAUUUCAGGUUCUGGCUCCUCAGAUUUUCUGGAGUCCGGCUCACUGUCCCCCAGCUGCACGAGCCGCGAUGCUCGAGGGGUGGCGGACUCGACUGAAAGGACUACUUGCAGAAAAUCCUUUGACCUUUGCCCCCUGUGAGCUCUUUGACCUCAGCUUUCAGGGAGGAUUCUCACUUCGGCCGGAAGUGAAGGAGGAACUAGCGACGCAGCCUCUCGGCAUCUCCACAGGACACCACCUGGGGAAGCCGCUGCCGCCCGAUAACCAGACCAGAGCUCCGGCCACAGCGGAAGACGAACGCGGCCACGGGAAGAAGGCGCAUGCCUCCAUUCGUACCGUGUAAUUCACGUGUGGUUUUAGACACGUUUACUGAAGUUUGAAUAAAACUUUGUAUUAAAGCACUUAUUUUGGUGCAGGAGCAUUUUCUUUUAUAAUAUCUGAACCCAGAAAAGCUUUUACUCUAAAAAAAAUUCUUUGCCUUCAUAAACAUGAAGCAAUACAUCUGAUAAAAGUGUAACUGAAAUGUAUGAAAUAAAAAUUUUAUGUAUUCAAAAAAUCAUCAAGGAAAAUAUGCUUGAUGUAAAGUGAAUGUAUCCUAAUCAAAUAAAGUUUA